UUUGACAAGGUUGAUCAACAUUUGGAAAAUUUCAAAAUGUGACACAGUCAGGGUUCAUCAGGCCAGUGAAAGAGUAGAACAAAUAAAUUUAAAAGAUCACAAUAAUUAGGGUACUUGGAUCCCCGCUGAGUCACAUUCUGGAAAAUUUCCUUCACCGUUGCUCUUGCCUCACUUUGUUUGUUUAUUUGCUUUGAAGAUUCAUCAUCAUGACCAGAUAUCUGAUCAUCCACUGUUGUGAGGUUCCCAUACUCACUUGCUCCUUUUGGCAGAUCAAAUAAAUGUUGCCUUGAAAUAUGUAGAUCUAACUCUGAAAUCUGGCUAUAUGUUGUUGAUGGAAGUAUUCUCUGAAUGUAUACAAAGUUGUGUUAAGAAAGGCAAGUUGGACACAUUGGUGUUGAUAAUUGAGAGGUGCAAGGCAAUGGAUCAAAAUAUUGCUCUUUGUCCACCGUGGAGUGUAUGCAACUACAUUGUUGAAAUUGCGAUGCAAGAUGACAAUAGCAAAUUAGCAUUUUAUGCAUUGGAAUUUAUGGUGAAAUGGAUUGCUAGAGGCGAGAUGGCAAGGCCUCCUGUUCAUCUUUCCAUGGAUGAAGGGCUGGUUUUAUCGACACUUGGAAUUGCUGGAAGAACAUUUAGUUCUACUCUCCUAGAUGCUUCUUGGGCAAUCGUGCGACGGUCUUUACGGCAACAGAAUACACCUAGUCCAGCUUCGUACAUAUGCUCUUCCCUAGCUGGGCAAUUUACAGAGGGCCUUUAGUACGUUGCAUGAGGUUGAGACUGCCUAUGGAAAUCUUUAGGAGCAAGCUGAAGAUCUUUUCUCUCCAUUUACAUCUCUAAAUCCAUUGGUGGUUGCAUGCAAUUAUGAGUCCAAAAGUUUUCAUCCACUAGGUGUCCAUGCCAUGUUUGUGUUCAUUGAAAUCCUAGAUUUAACCUAACCAUUCUAAAAAAGGAAAAACCACAAUCAAUGUAUUGAAAGUGUGCAAUAAAGUAAAAUCGAAAUAAAAGUGCACAAACAGCAACCUAGCAUCGUCUCUAAAAGAAAAAGCAAUAAAAAAAUCCCUAUGGUAAAGCU
Syzygium oleosum is the source of this 1069-nucleotide messenger RNA. RefSeq names its product pentatricopeptide repeat-containing protein At1g26460, mitochondrial-like. The coding region runs from base 323 to 754 and encodes 143 amino acids. The transcript is spliced from 2 exons. The record is from RefSeq and is a predicted model, not a curated record. NCBI's taxonomy places the organism in Eukaryota, Viridiplantae, Streptophyta, Magnoliopsida, Myrtales, Myrtaceae.